UUUACAAACUUAAAUCCCUUCAUACAAGGGUGCUUUGGAGUUAAUUCGGAUGAAAUUGGCUAUGUUGUUCCUGAGAAGUUGAAUACGUGAACAAUUUUCAAACGACUGACAGACGACGGGCGCACUUCGAUCGGAGGAGUUCACUAUAGCCUCCUGCUAAGAUGAGCUGAAAAGUUCUGUUUCAAAUAACAAUUUUAUAAAUGUUAACAAUAAUAUUUCUUUCAAUAUCUAUAGAAGCUGACAGAGUAAAAAGAGGGGCAACACGUCUUGCAGUAAACUGUGGUUCCGUGCAGAAGUUUUCAUAUUCUUCGGAUUGUUCUGAGUCAUACUUAGGAACCUGUGUCUAUAAAGAGUAUCUAGGAUGCUUUGAAGACAAGCCAAAACGAACCUUAUCUGGAAGCAGCCGUCACGAUGACUCUGAAUUGACUGUAGAAAGCUGUAGGAAGUUUUGUGCAGAUUACCAAUUUUACGGAGUUGAGUUUGGCAAAGAAUGCUUUUGCAGGAAUUUUUUUACAUCAUUUAUCAAAAAGCCUGAAUGUGAAUGUAAUGUGAAAUGUAGUGGAAACAAAACGCAAACUUGUGGUGAUUUCUACAGGAUCAACAUCUACAGUAAUGCUAACUACGAGACAGAGAUAAAAACAAACUGGACAUCAUCAAUGCAGAUUUGUAAAACAAGGACUCCCUCGUCUUACUUAAUUGGAAACGUCUCCCUGACUGACGCCACUUUGGCUUGUAAACAAUUACAAAGGAAAAAGAGAGGGCCAUCCUGGCUUAGCAUCGCAAAAGAAAUGUAUAGUGGGUAUGAUCGAGCUGUUCUAUAGAAACCCGGCUUAAUUUUCUGACAGGUGUUGCUGUUGAAAUCCAAGAAAAACAAACGUUUCAUCAGUGCCAAAAAUGCAACCGGACUGGCUGUGAAUUUGUCGAUUGUUUUGAAAAGCUUGAUAAUUUAGUUUGU
Molecule: messenger RNA, 955 nt
Organism: Saccostrea cuccullata (small rock oyster)
Lineage: Eukaryota; Metazoa; Mollusca; Bivalvia; Ostreida; Ostreidae
Product: kremen protein 2-like
Exons: 5
Coding region: 201-821 (206 amino acids)
Cellular component (GO): plasma membrane
Source: RefSeq, a predicted model, not a curated record